This is a messenger RNA of Trichechus manatus latirostris (Florida manatee), 2410 nucleotides long. RefSeq names its product G protein subunit beta 5 (gene GNB5). The transcript is spliced from 11 exons. The coding region runs from base 86 to 1147 and encodes 353 amino acids. Gene Ontology annotation, biological process: G protein-coupled receptor signaling pathway; G protein-coupled dopamine receptor signaling pathway. Gene Ontology annotation, cellular component: cytoplasm; heterotrimeric G-protein complex. Lineage: Eukaryota; Metazoa; Chordata; Mammalia; Sirenia; Trichechidae. Gene Ontology annotation, molecular function: protein binding; signaling receptor complex adaptor activity. The record is from RefSeq and is a predicted model, not a curated record.
GGGAGACGGCGGCUGGAGCUGCUGGCCGGGACUGCUCCGCCUUUUCACCGCUCUCCGCUUUCCUCCCCGCCGCGCACUCGCGAAGAUGGCCACCGACGUACUGCAGGAGAACGAGACGCUGGCGUCGCUGAAGAGCGAGGCCGAGAGCCUCAAGGGCAAACUGGAGGAGGAGCGGGCCAAGCUGCACGACGUGGAGCUACACCAGGUGGCAGAGCGGGUGGAGGCCCUGGGGCAGUUUGUCAUGAAGACCAGAAGAACCCUCAAAGGCCACGGGAACAAAGUCCUGUGCAUGGACUGGUGCAAAGAUAAGAGGAGGAUCGUGAGCUCAUCCCAGGAUGGGAAGGUGAUCGUGUGGGAUUCCUUCACUACUAACAAGGAGCAUGCGGUCACCAUGCCCUGCACGUGGGUGAUGGCGUGUGCCUACGCCCCAUCAGGAUGCGCCAUUGCGUGUGGUGGUUUGGAUAAUAAGUGUUCUGUGUACCCACUGACUUUUGACAAAAAUGAAAACAUGGCUGCCAAAAAGAAGUCUGUUGCUAUGCAUACCAACUACCUGUCUGCCUGCAGCUUCACCAACUCUGACAUGCAGAUCCUGACGGCGAGCGGUGACGGGACAUGUGCCUUGUGGGAUGUGGAGAGCGGGCAGCUGCUGCAGAGCUUCCAUGGACACGUGGCCGACGUCCUCUGCUUGGACCUGGCCCCUUCAGAAACUGGAAACACCUUUGUGUCUGGGGGAUGUGACAAGAAGGCCAUGGUGUGGGACAUGCGCUCUGGCCAGUGCGUGCAGGCCUUUGAAACACAUGAGUCUGAUAUCAACAGUGUCCGAUACUACCCAAGUGGCGAUGCCUUUGCUUCAGGAUCAGAUGAUGCUACGUGUCGCCUCUAUGACCUCCGGGCAGACAGGGAGGUCGCCAUCUAUUCUAAAGAGAGUAUCAUAUUUGGAGCAUCCAGCGUGGACUUCUCCCUCAGUGGUCGCCUGUUGUUUGCCGGCUACAACGAUUAUACUAUCAAUGUCUGGGAUGUUCUCAAAGGGUCCCGAGUUUCCAUCCUGUUCGGACAUGAAAACCGCGUUAGUACUCUACGAGUUUCCCCUGAUGGGACUGCUUUCUGCUCAGGAUCGUGGGAUCAUAUCCUAAGAGUUUGGGCUUAACUGUCUUCUCACAAGGCACACAGAGGGACCUGAGGGUAGAGUCUGACAUCUUCACAUGUAGAUAAAUAUUACUUUUAGACAAUCUGAGGGUUCAUUGCAACUUAGCUCAAGGGAGCAACUCCAUAGCUGCCUGAGUAUGUGUGUGUGCACCUAUAGCACUACUGAAACGAGCACCCCCGGGAGGGUGCUAGUGUGAGCCUUCAGCACAGCGGGACAUAUUCAAGUCAGUGUUUCCAUUUUAAACACCUUCUAAAAUUUCUCUCUUUUUAAAGUUAUUCUAAAUUAUACUUGUCUAAAUUCAUUCUAUUACCAGUACAAUUCAGCUUUUAAUAUAUUCCAUGUUAUUUUCUUGAAUCAAAUUCGUUUUAAGAGUACCUUAAACUUUUCGGAGCCCUGGUGGUGCAGUGGUUAAGAGCUCAGGCUGCUAGCCAAAAGGUUGGCAGUUUGAAUCCACCAGCUGCUCCUUAGAAACCCUAUGGGGCAGUUCUACUCUGUCCUAUAGGGUCGCUAUGAGUUGGAAUUGACUCCAUGGCAACGGGUUUGUAAACUCUUGUGGUUUAUCUUGGUGUGCACUGUGAGUUCUGGAACCUUCCUCUAGAAAUACUGAUUGUAAUGAGGACUGUGUUAAAUGGUUUAUGACAGAAGAAAAAAUUCCAAAUCCAAUUAGACAAAAUUGUUUUUAGAAAUUGUGUUUUAAUGUAAAAGUAUAUUUUUCUGUCUCACUUCGUAUUGUCUUUUUUCACAUAGAACAUUUUCAGUUGUGUAAACUGAUUAUAGACAAAGCAGAGAUAUACAUAAAGGGGUUGAGACUGUUCCAUCUGUGAAUUAUAUGAUGGUGUGAUGUGUCACUGUAUCACUUGAGCAGAGCAUUUUCUUCAUUUGAGGGAAAGACUGAAUGCUGUUUGUAAUACAAAUGCUUCUCAAAGAAAUCAAAACCUUUUUGUGUGGGAACACAAGGCAGGAAACUUAUUUAAAAACCUGUUUGUAGUGUUAGUGGAAACUAAUUAAAGUUGAUCUUGUUCCUAUAAGUUAUAUUUAUUGCAUUGCAAGUAUAAUUUAAUAUACAGGUUAACUGAUUGGUCUUGAAUAAUAAUGUCUUUGUUCCUCUUACAUAGAAAAAACUAAAAGUAUAUCUUGUCUUUAUUGGAAAUUCAGCAAUUCAUCUGGAAGAUAGAGUGCUUUUUUUACAAGGAUUUUUUAUUUUCCUUUUUUUUAAUGUGUAGAGGUUCAUUCUUUGUUUUAGAAACUCUCCUUUCAUAAAGA